CUACCCCACCACAGCGCGCGCACGCAGCCCAUUGGGAUUUUCCGGUGUACCCUCGCCGUCUUUUCACCGGUGUUAUCGUUACGGCAAUCCAUCUUUAACUCAUCCCUUUCCCUCUGCCGCUACAAAAACCAAACCCGCAAGUCUCGCUCUCUCUCUCUGUGCGCCGGCCUGCUCGCCUGCCUGCCUGUGGUGGCCGCCUUGGGAUCCCCAGUGCAGCUCUUCGCAUAGGGGAGUGUCUCGGGUCCUCGCAACCAUCUCUUCUGCACCGCGGAACCCACGUUUACCUGCCACCUAGAAAGGAAGGGCACACCUUGCGAGCAAGCGCCACAGAGAGAGAGAGAGAGAGAGAGAGAGAGAGAGAGCGCAAUGGCUAUAUAGCGAGCGAGCAGGUGGCCAAGAGCUGGGCGGAGUAGUGGCUCUUUUGUUCCUUCGGCGGCAAUGAAGCGUGUUAGCAGUUGCUGGCUGCUGGUUCUCGGUCUCGUGUUCAUGGCGCUCCAUGCCUGCUCGGGGCAAGGCGAGGACAGCUCGGCGGCGACGGCGCCGAUGGAGGAGAAGGAGAAGAGGGCCCUGUACGCGGCCAUCGAGAGCUUCGUGGGCAAGGGGUGGAAUGGCUCGGGGCUCUACCCCGAUCCCUGCGGCUGGUCUCCCAUCCAGGGGGUGUCAUGUGAUCUCUUCAAUGGCUUGUGGUACCCAACAGUGAUCAGCAUUGGUCCAGUUCUUGACAACUCACUGCAGUGCGCUCCUGACGCCAAGUUCAGCCCCCAGCUGUUCGAUCUGAGGCACCUCAAGACGCUGUCCUUCUACAAUUGCUUCCCUGCUAGCAACCCCACUGCCAUCCCAACCACCAGCUGGGAGAAGCUAUCCGGGAGCCUUGAGACGCUGGAGUUCCGCACGAACCCGGGCCUCACCGGCGCAGUACCGGUGUCCCUGGGCCGCUUGGCGAGCCUGCAAUCACUGGUCAUCGUUGAGAACAAUCUCACCGGUAUUGUGCCUGCCGAGCUUGGUGCUUUGCCGAAGCUCAGACGGCUCGUGCUGUCCGGGAACAGGCUGUCGGGUCCGAUCCCGGCGACACUCGGUAACGACCGCCGCGCCGAGCUAUUGAUCAUGGACCUGAGCAAGAACUAUCUAACCGGGUCUCUGCCUUCAUCGCUAGGUGGUCUUAGGGGGCUCCUCAAGAUGGACCUGAGCAACAACCGGUUGCAAGGGAGCAUCCCGCCGGAGCUCGGAGCCCUCAAGAACCUCACAUUGCUGGACCUCAGAAACAACAGCCUCACCGGUGGGUUGCCCCAGUUUGUGCAAGGCAUGGUGUCACUGCAGGACCUGCUGCUUUCGAACAACCCAUUGGGAGGGAGCCUGGUGCAGUCUGGCUGGGAUAAGCUGACCGACCUUGCCACACUGGACUUGUCCAACCUUCGUCUAGUCGGAACCAUACCGGAAUCCAUGGCGGUGCUGACCGGGCUGCGGUUCUUGGCGCUUGACCACAACCGUCUGACCGGAAGCGUGCCCGCCAAGCUCGCCAAGUUGCCGAACAUCGGCGCGCUGUAUCUGAACGGCAACAAUUUGACUGGGACGCUGGAGUUCUCGACGGGAUUCUACCAGAGGAUGGGCAGGAGGUUCGCCUCCUGGGACAACCCUGGCCUGUGCUACAACAUCGCCGCGGUCGACGCGGCACACGCGCCCUCCGGCGUGGUGGUGUGCAAGGAUCUGCAGGAGCCCAGUGUUGGUGCGAGGGACAAGGAGGACGGGAGGAAGCCUGAGGCGAGCUCAAGCCUCACGGCCUCUUCAUUUGGCCUGUCAGCUGCCAAGGUCUCUGGAUUUUGGUACUUGGUGAUGGUGGCUGCAUCCCUUGUGCCGAUGCUCCUAUAGCAACAGGUUCAGACAGAUGCAAGAAGAACACGAAGAAACUUGUAGUUAGCUAGCACAACUAGUUUCCCUGUGUUCUCUCUUUUGCCUUUUUUGGUGCUUCUGUUCUGUUCGUCGGAUGAGAAAAGAAGCAGGAAUUUGGUGGCUGCGAGCCAUGUUACAGUAGAGGCUGAAUUCUGGAAGUGUGUAGUAGUGACAGGUAGCUUCUUCGUUUUGUGUAAUUAUCCUGGUUCUCCUGUGAUGUCGCAGCAUGUGGAUAUAUGAUUAGCCACCAUCCUUUUCUCUGGAUGGUUUGGAAGGUUA
Phragmites australis (common reed) is the source of this 2166-nucleotide messenger RNA. Its product is annotated as piriformospora indica-insensitive protein 2-like. Gene Ontology annotation, molecular function: protein binding. Lineage: Eukaryota; Viridiplantae; Streptophyta; Magnoliopsida; Poales; Poaceae. The record is from RefSeq and is a predicted model, not a curated record. The coding region runs from base 439 to 1866 and encodes 475 amino acids. The transcript is spliced from 2 exons.